Seminavis robusta is the source of this 843-nucleotide messenger RNA. Lineage: Eukaryota; Bacillariophyta; Bacillariophyceae; Naviculales; Naviculaceae. The record is from the annotation of a GenBank genome assembly.
AUGUCAUCGUCUUCCUCGUCCACUGUGCUAAUAGCAGGCUCUGCCUUGUUGAUGGCGGCGGCAGCGUUUUCGUUGAUUCCUGCGUCAUCCAGCAAAACGGGUGGCAUUGACGAGAUUGAUGAGGAUCCCGCAGAGGACUACAUCACAGAGCAAGAUGUGUGCAAGAUUUUCGAUCGUCUCUUUAUGGAAAUGCAGGCAGUGUUGGGACAGCUCGGGCAGCAAAUUCAGCAACUCCAAAUGGCCGGACAGCAAAUACCCGAAGCACAACUGCGACAGCUAUUGAGGGGAGAGUUUGAGCGCGCUCUCACCGCGAAGCAGACUGCUGUCUUUGAAGACAACGACGUCGAUGAGGAUUGUCUGGAAGAGGCCACCUGGGAAUUUUUGGAUCAACCAGAGAAAUACCCCGAGGCCAAGAAAUCAAUUGAACGGUUCCAGAAAUUGUGGGAGAAUGUCUCGGGUGAGUCUGUGAUUGGUAAAAGACCAGGAAAACCAGACGAGGUUUCCAAUGAGAGCUUCGAGAUCUUGCCACCGGAAAAGCUCAUUGAAAUUGCGGAAGUUUACUUUGGUGCCUUGAGCGAGGCAAUGCGAGGUUUGGUUAACAAAUACAAGGAAGAAGGCAAGGACUUGUCAUCCCCUGCGGUAGCACAGAGGUUGCAAAUGGAAUUUUCCGCCACGGCCAAUGAUUCCGGUGGAGAAGCUCUGAAUGGACUAGGAUGCUCCAUGCAGCAAUUUCAAAUGAGCAUUGAAGCUCACGCUGCCAAACCAGAAGUUGGAAGAGCCCUGGCUACUCUCCAAAUGAAACAGCAGCAAGAAUUGAUGUCCAUGGGCUUAGCAACCAUGUAG